CUCAAAAAUAAGGGAAUGGCCCUGAACAGAGGAACUACUGCGCUGGAAUGGGGGCUAGCACCCGAACAGACCUGCGGCAGGUGGCGGGUAGAGCAGCUGACAGAAGAACAGAAAAAUGAGUUCAAGGCCGCCUUCGACAUCUUCGUGCUGGGCGCCGAGGACGGCUGCAUCAGCACCAAGGAGCUGGGCAAGGUGAUGAGGAUGCUGGGCCAGAACCCCACGCCCGAGGAGCUGCAGGAGAUGAUCGACGAGGUGGACGAGGACGGCAGCGGCACGGUGGACUUUGACGAGUUCCUGGUCAUGAUGGUCCGGUGCAUGAAGGACGACAGCAAGGGCAAGUCGGAGGAGGAGCUGUCGGACCUCUUCCGCAUGUUCGACAAAAACGCCGACGGCUACAUUGACCUGGAGGAGCUGAAGAUGAUGCUGCAGGCCACGGGCGAGACCAUCACGGAGGACGACAUCGAGGAGCUCAUGAAGGACGGCGACAAGAACAACGAUGGCCGCAUCGACUACGACGAGUUCCUGGAGUUCAUGAAGGGCGUGGAGUAGACCUAGCCUUUGCCCAGAGCUGCCCGUGCCCACCCUCCGACUCCAGCCAGCCCUGGGGAGACAGCCGGGGUCCCCAGGAUCUGAGCUCGGCGUGUCCUUAAUCCCUGCCCCUGACCCCUGACCCCCUCACAGCCUUUCCUCGGGAUGCAAAUAAAGCAUUGCUCCCUGGA
This is a messenger RNA of Tupaia belangeri chinensis (Chinese tree shrew), 719 nucleotides long. RefSeq names its product troponin C1, slow skeletal and cardiac type (gene TNNC1). The transcript is spliced from 6 exons. The record is from RefSeq and is a predicted model, not a curated record. Lineage: Eukaryota; Metazoa; Chordata; Mammalia; Scandentia; Tupaiidae. Bases 16 to 549 code for a protein of 177 amino acids. Gene Ontology annotation, molecular function: calcium ion binding. Gene Ontology annotation, cellular component: myosin II complex.